Molecule: messenger RNA, 1457 nt
Organism: Annulohypoxylon maeteangense
Lineage: Eukaryota; Fungi; Ascomycota; Sordariomycetes; Xylariales; Hypoxylaceae
Exons: 1
Coding region: 306-992 (228 amino acids)
Source: RefSeq, a predicted model, not a curated record
GUCGCAUUCCACCAAACGAAACACCAUUCACUCGAGCUCCCCCAUAUGAGCGAUCCUAAGGCUAGCACUAUACUUACAGCUUAUCUUACUUCCCAUAUAUUUAACUAGCUAAAACAUCCACCCAAAAUCCCUAUUAAGAGGAACCGAUUUACCAACUAUCCGAUUGAUUCCCUCCGUUUCCCACCCGCACUCACGCAGUAAGGGGGGAAAGGAGAACCAGGCCCCAGAGCCGAGACAACAUACCUAUAAAAAGCGCCAUCACAAGACGACCACGAAAGGGACCUCGGGAGCUUCCCGAAACCAAAAUGGCCAACCUCCCCUCCCAACACCCGCACCUAUCCCUACACCUCUCCGACCGGGCCCUAACCCCCCUCAUAACCUCCGCACGCACGCAAUACCAACUCGAAGCCCUAACCUCGCUCUCCCACGGCGCCCUCAGCGCGCACGAAUCCGCGCUACGCCUCGGUCUCGGCACCCCUCAACGCAUCAUAGUCGAGCACGCGAACGCCGGCCCCGUAAUCCUGCAAUCCUUCCUGCGCGCCGACAUCCGGCCCUCCUCCUCCGCAACCACAGCCCACGCUCCCCCGAGCACCUUCCCUCAACCCCCCAGCGCCGCCGCUCCAAACGGCCUCGAUCCAAUCCCCCCCUCCUCCCCCAGCACCCCCCUCUCCCCAACCGCCAGCCCAACCGACACCAUCGAGCGACGUCUAGCACAGCUGCAACUCCAAAGCAACAGCAGCGUGAUCGUCGACGACCCCGCGCUCGAAGCCGAGGACGCGAACGCGCCGCCGACGCUAGUGGGGGUAGUGAUAUCGCCGUCAGCCGACGAAGCGCGAGACGCGCGGCGGGCGGCGGCGCGGCUGGAGCGGGUAGGGCGGGAGAUACAGGCGCGGUGGGCCGAGGCGCAGGUGGAGUCCGAUGAGGAUGAAGACGAGGGCGGAGGUGGAGGUUCGGGUUCCGGGGCCGGGGCGGCGGGGGAUGCUGGGGAUUGAGCUGGGAGGAUGGGUGGGUGUAGGGAUACGUAUCUACCUACCUAGGUAGGUAGGUAUACAGGUGUCAAAAGUAAGAACAUACCACCACACCGGAAUCUAAAGACGGAAAAAAACGGCUUCCCUAUGAAGUACUUGCUCCCCGGUACCUGCAUAGUCUGGGGACUUGUGGGGUGGUGGUGGAAAGGGAUUGGGUUCAGGGGUAGUAAUAUUUGGGCUACGCUACAAUUCAAGAUCCCAGGGGUUUGGUUGCUCUUUAUAUUCCGGGGCUUUUAUAUCCAUAGUCAUGCUUUAGGCACAGAACUAUGACCAUGGUUUCGCGGAGUUGGCAUGGCGAAACACUUAUAUCUACGCCCUUGCUAGGUAAUCGACUUGCUUCGCGCUUCAAAAUAGAGCUAGUACAAUACCCAUUUUAGACAUGAAGGAUUCAUAUUCAAUUGAAGAUUUACGAUUUUGUUUAAAAUUUCA